AAGAUCCUAGCCCACUGCCCCUUCCCUUCUCCUAGAGGGGCACCUGACCUCCAUCCACCUCGUCCUGGCCCUGCCCCUCCACUUCCCCAGGACAGGCCACAGGGGAAACGUGGCUGCCAGGACACAGCGUAUUCUUCAGUGGUUUUUCCUUCAAAGGAAAAUCUCCUUGUGACUCAUCUCCCUGGAAAACAAACAAAAAAAAAUCGCCAAAACACAUGGAAGAACCAGGCUCCCUCCCCUGACCUCCCUGUGGCCUUGCAGGAGCCUCCUGACCUGCCCUGCUGGCUGCUUCCCAUCUUCCCACCAUGGGGGUUGGGGAGGGGGGGAAACAGCCGACUUGGGAUUGGGGAUAUUUAGAGGAAACAGGGAGGAAUGGGGGAAGGGUGAACUGGAGCUUCCCAGCUCUGGCCCUGGGUGCUAGAGUUAAACCCAGGAGUUUGCAUCGCCCAAGCAUUGAGAAUGUGGGGUCCUCCUGGGGGACCGAGGCUUUUCCCCAACAGCCUUAACAUCCGGUGCCCUUGGUGGAUGCUGGUGACUGCAGAAAGUGAAACUCGGGGAGGCUCUUAGGGAGCUCGCUCGAGAGGACUAGGCAGGAUUUCCCUUUCCAAGCCCCUAGAGCGUUCUUUGUGGAGCAAAGCGACGUGUGCCCUCUCCAACGCGCGCGCGCGCGCACACACACACACACACACACACACUUUCCUGGCAAGCUCCAGAGCUUUGCAAACAUUUCGUCACCGGCUCUUCCUGACCUUGGUGUGCAAGGAACGAACCGCGUGGCCUGUUGGUCCCAGCAAAGCCGUCGGGGGCGUGGGGGCCCGGCUGGGGUGGGGGAGGGCGGCGACCGGCUGGAGAGUGGAGGUGAGGUCUGCUGGAAAUCCCCAGCCCGCGCCGCCGCCGCCGGGAGGUUUGAAGACGCCUUCCCCGGCCUUAUUUGGUCGCAGGAAGUGGGCGGUGCCGGGCGUCCAGGCGGAGAGGCCGGCUGGAGACGGUUGUGCUGAUGAAGUGGGAGAGCGGGUUCCUGCUCGCCGCGGUGCCGCGCGCGCCUGCCGGCCGCUGGGCGCUCCGCGCUCCCAGCCCCGAGUUGUGCAAUCCUUUGUAGCACGCCAGAGAGUCCUCCUCCUGCGCUGUUGCCUCUCGCCCUCUCUCUCUCUCUCUCCUUUUUUUCAAGCUGUGAGCUCAACCGAUGAGUCAGAGCCGUGCAAUCCUGACACUGCAUCGCAGGACUGGGGGUGACACGGAGGGAGGGAGAGCGCUCGCGAGGCGGCCAGCACGGGCGCGGGGCGCGCCGAGUUCCUGCGCUGCGAGCUGGGGGAUGACAAACCCGCUCGUCCCGCCCGGGUCCUGCCUGCAAACUUCCCAGCCUUGAGAGGGAGGCGCGGGUUGGCGGAAACCCCGAGAGCACCGCGGGGAGGCGACGGCGCCUGUUUGUUUUUAAAAUCCGGGAGUGCGUGCAAGCAAGCGGGCUUGGAGUCCCGUAGGCCACCGAAGGCGGCGGGGAGGGAGAAGACUACCGAGGCCGGACUGGGGCUCCAGGACCCGGUGAGCACCAUGAACGGCAGAGAGAAGUAGAGCAGCCCAGAGCAUCUCUGAAAGACAACAAUCGGACGCUGGUUGGUUCUCCAGUGCUGUAGCGUCUCGCACGGUCUUAGCUCCCGACUGGGCCAGGCUUCCAGCAGUUGUCCCUCCCCCCACUUCCCCGGGGGUGGGCAUGGGCAGCUGGUGAAGUAGAUUUCGCUUGGGCUCAGCUGGCCACACCAUGAACCUCCAGGCCCAGCCCAAGGCUCAGAACAAACGGAAGCGUUGCCUCUUUGGGGAUCAGGACGCGGCUCCCAAGGAGCAGCCACCCCCGCUGCAGGCUCCCCAGCAGGCCCUCCGGAGCAAGGAGGAACAGUUCGGCAGCGGUGCGGGGCUGGAGGGGCCAGUGGCUGCCUCCGCCUCGCAGCCCGUGGAGCUGCCUCCCACCAACAGCCUGGCCCUGCUGAACUCCGUGGUGUACGGGCACGAGAGGACCACGCCAGGCAUGCUGUCUCAGCAGGUGGGAUCGGUGAAGUGGCCCAAUUCGGUGAUGGCCCCCGGGCGAGGUCCGGAGCGCGGUGGCGGCAGUGACAGCAGCUGGCAGCCACAGCCAGGCCAGCCUCCGCCGCACCCCACGUGGAACCGGCUGUCCCUCUACGGCGGACCCAAGGGGAGCCCUCAUCCUGGGGUGGGGGUCCCCACCUACUAUAACCACCCCGAGGCUCUGAAGCGGGACAAAGGGGGCGGCCCGCAGCUGGACCGCUAUGGCAACGCGGUGCGGCCCGUGAUGCCACCCAAAGGGCCGCUGGAGCCGUCUCCCCUCAACUCCUUCCAUGCAACCAAGAAACCCCCGAACCAGACGCUGCCCUUGCAGCCCUUCCAGCUGGCAUUUGGCCACCAGGUGAACCGGCAGGUCUUCCGGCAGGGCCCACCGCCACCUCCACCCAACCCCACAGCGGCUGCAGCCGCUUUCCCCCCACAGAAGCAGGCGCCCCCGCAGGCAGCACUGCCGCAGAUGCAGCUCUUUGAGAACUUCUACUCCAUGCAGCAGCCGCCUUCGCAGCAGCCCCAGGACUUCGGCCUGCAGCCAGCCGGACCGUUGGGGCAGGCGCACCUGGCUCACCAUAGCAUGGCGCCCUACCCUUUCCCCCCGAAUCCCGACAUGAACCCGGAACUGCGCAAGGCCCUCUUGCCAGAGUCGGCCCCACAGCCUGUGCUACCUCAACCUUCGGUCGCCUUCCCCCGCCGCUCCCGCCGUCUCUCCAAGGAGGGGAUCCUGCCUCCCACCGCCCUGGACGGAGCCGGCGCCCAACCCGGACAGGAACCCACCAGCAAUCUCUUCCUGCAUCACUGGCCGCUGCAGCAGCCACCCCCCGGCCCCCUGGGACAGCCCCAUCCUGAAGCACUGGGCUUCCCACUGGAGCUGCUGGCCGACGGAGAGAGACUGGCACCCAACGGUCGUGAGCGGGAGGCUCUGGGUGCGGGCAGCGAGGAGAGCCUGAGGACAGUGGGCAGCAGUGACUGUGGCCAGCCACUCCGGGGUGGGGUAAUCCAGAGUACGAGACGGAGACGCCGCACGUCCCAGGAGGCCAAUUUGCUGACCUUGGCUCAGAAGGCAGUGGAGCUGGCCUCGCUACAGAAUGCAAAGGAUGCCAAUGGCUCCGAGGAGAAGCGGAAAAGCGUCCUGGCCUCCACUGCCAAGAGUGGGGUGGAGUUUUCUGAGCCUUCCUUAGCCGCCAAGCGCUCACGAGAUGACAGUGGACUGGUCCCUCUCAUCAUUCCCGUGUCUGUGCCCGUGCGGGCUGUGGACCCAGCUGAGAUGGCCCAGGCUGGUGGCAUGGACGGGGAUGGGAAGGGUCUUGACCAGAACCCCACAGAACACAAACCCUCAGUCAUCGUCACCCGCAGGCGGUCCACCCGGGUCCCCGGGUCAGAGGCGACGAAUCAGGCAGAGGACAUGAACGUCAAACUGGAGGGGGAACCCUCUGUGCGGAAACCAAAGCAGCGGCCACGCCCUGAGCCCCUCAUCAUCCCCACCAAGGCGGGCACUUUCAUCGCCCCUCCUGUCUACUCCAACAUCACCCCAUACCAGAGCCACCUGCGCUCUCCCGUCCGCCUGGCUGACCACCCGUCCGAGCGGAGCUUCGAGCUGCCCCCUUACACGCCACCUCCCAUCCUCAGUCCCGUGCGGGAAGGUUCCGGCCUCUACUUCAACGCCAUCAUAUCCACCAGCAGCGUCCCAGCCCCUCCUCCCAUCACGCCCAAGAGUGCCCAUCGCACCCUGCUGCGCUCCAACAGCACGGAAGUCACGCCUCCCGUCCUCUCCGUGAUGGGUGAGGCCACCCCUGUGAGCAUCGAGCCGCGGAUCAACGUGGGCUCCCGGUUCCAAGCAGAAAUCCCCUCCAUGAGGGACCGUUCCCUGGCAGCUGCAGACCCCCACAAGGCUGACCUAGUGUGGCAGCCAUGGGAAGACCUGGAGAGCAGCCGGGAGAAGCAGAGGCAAGUGGAAUACCUUUUGACUGCUGCCUGUUCCAGCAUUUUCCCUGGUGCUGGCACCAACCAGGAGCUGGCCCUGCAUUAUUUGCACGAGAGCAGGGGAGAUAUCCUGGAAACACUGAAUAAGCUGCUACUGAAGAAGCCCCUGCGGCCCCACAACCACCCGCUGGCAACUUAUCACUACACAGGCUCUGACCAAUGGAAGAUGUCAGAGAGGAAGCUCUUCAACAAGGGCAUUGCCAUCUACAAAAAGGAUUUCUUUCUGGUCCAGAAGCUGAUCCAAACCAAGACGGUGGCCCAGUGCGUGGAGUUCUACUAUACCUACAAGAAGCAGGUGAAGAUCGGCCGCAACGGGACGCUCACCUUCGGGGAUGUCGAUACAAGCGACGAGAAGUCGGCCCAGGAAGAGGUGGAAGUGGAUAUCAAGACUUCGCAGAAGUUCCCAAGGGUGCCUCCUCCCAGAAGAGAGUCCCCAGGUGAAGAGAGGCCGGAGCCAAGGAGGGAGGUGAAGGAGCCCAGGAAGGAGGGGGAGGAAGAGGUGCCCGAGGCCCAGGAUCAGGGGGAGCAGGAAGAGGGGCGAGAGCGCAGCCGGCGGGCCGCGGCUGUCAAAGCCACGCAGACACUACAGGCCAAUGAGUCGGCCAAUGACGUCCUCAUCCUGCGGAGUCACGAAUCCAACGCCCCUGGCUCGGCCGUCACUCCGGCCUCAGAGAAGCCGAGGGAGGGGCCUGGGAAGUCGCGAAGGGCGCUGCCUUUUUCGGAGAAGAAGAAAAAAAUGGAGACAUUUAAUAAGACCCAGAAUCAGGAAAACACUUUCCCUUGUAAAAAGUGUGGCAGGGUGUUCUACAAGGUGAAGAGCCGCAGCGCGCACAUGAAGAGCCACGCCGAGCAAGAGAAGAAGGCGGCGGCGCUGAGGCAGAAGGAAAAGGAGGCCGCUGCCGCCGCUGCUGCGGCCGCCGCCACCCCGCACCAGCCGGCGCAGCGUGAGGAGAGCGGCCUGGGCGACAAGGGCUGAGGCGCUGCCCGCCCUCGAGCCCGUGCAGGUAGUGAAGACAGUCCUGCGGACCUAGCUCCGCCAGACGAAAAAUCAGAAAAACAGACAAUGAAAUAAACGGCUUUUAUAUAUAUAUAUAUAUGUAAUUUAUAAAGGCCCCCCGAGGUGGUAUUAAGGGCUGCAGGAUGCAGGGGUGUUUUUUUUUGUUUGUUUUUGUUUUUGUAUUUUUGCAUUCGGCUUGUCGGGACCGGCCCCUGGCUCUGACUGGCUCCCGGCUGCCUCUCACGCUCCCUUCCCCACCUCAGCCCUGGGUCUCCGGGAAGCCACCAUGGGGGGCCGUGAAGCACAAGUUGACCCUUGCUGCAGCGGGCAGGCUGCACACCCCCAGCCCCCGGUGAGGGGGCCGGCCACUCCAAGGGCGCUCAGCCCGACCCGGGGCUGCGCCUGCCCGCGCCCAUGCCUCUGUCCUCACUGGCAGCCAGACCGGGCACUAUGCCCUGGCCACUUGCUGGCAGCUCUGCUGGGCUUGGCACAGCUUCUGCAGUCCGCGCCCUUCAGCCAGCCGCAGGGCCUGGGCCGAGGCCGGCUCGUCGUGCCUACCCCGUCUGCUAAGCCUUGCUGAAGGCUGCUGCGGGAGUUGAAUAGACCCCAGGGAGAGGCCCAGGCUGCUCCUUCUUGGUGCCAACUCUCUGCUUGCCUCUGUGCCUGUCUCAGCAGCUGCCACCUAAACCCACCUGCUUCACCCUUCCCGCCUGCUCGCCUCCUGUCCUCCUCCUCCCCCUGCCCCCCGGCAGUCCACGCUGGAGAUUUCUGGAUCCUUCUCUGGAGGGGGAGGCCUCCUGACUAGGUUGGGACAGGAGUCUUUGUUCCUUGACUCGUGUCAUUUGGGAGCUAUUUAUUUAUUCUUUUAAUAUUUAAUUUUUAACAUCCUCUCAGGGACCAGUGGCCUCCUGUUUGCCAGAGGCCCUAGUGCAUUUAUCCAAAAACAAGGCACCUUGACAUCCCCAUUCCCCACCCUUCAAUUCCCAAAGCCCUGGCUGGCCCUCACCUGUUUGCUGGGGAAGUGCUUGCCAGUAGCAGUGAUAGCCACACUGAAACGGCAGGAGGGAAGGCAGUUCUUACUGUGGCCUCUUCUGUACUUUCACACGGCCUGAGGGAGUCAGCAGGCAGCCAGAAUUCCAGUUGUGUUGAUGAAGCCAUAAUCUGCAGGGAAGUCACUGAAGUGAAAGGGCCAGAAGGUUCUGGAAGCCCUUGUCCUUGUCAGUCCCAUAGAAGGGCUGAGUUAUUUUUCAGAUCUUGUUACUCAACCUCAGUUGUGCAAGACAUUCAAAGUGAAUGCAUCUGCAGUGGGUCAGCAUGUUUGGAAGGAGCCAAAAAGUUAUUUUGCUUCUCCAAAGGAAAUGGACUGAAAGCCGUCAUGUUGGUAACCGGGGGUAGAAAUGGAGUUACUACAUUUUUGAACUAUGCACGAUCAGGUAUUUGUUUUCAGUGUUCAUGUAUGCAUUGGCAUGAUUCUGCAGGAUCACAGACUCCUGCAUUUAACCUGGCUCUCCAACAUCCCAGUCCGUUUCCCUCUUCCGCCUUCUCCCAAGCUCAAGGUGUCCCAAGACAGCGAACAUGUGGCGUGCCUUCUAGAAGCAGAAGGGUAGCAGAUUCAGGCUGUCUUCUAAAUCCUUGUGUGAUCUGAGUGCCUUUGCAGCUUAGCCCCAAAGUGCUACUUACGUUUCCCAAGGUUUUCCUAUUGACACCCCUGUUUGGUUUCAUGCCUCUCUGUGGACAUGUGGUUAACAGAAACCUCCUCCAGUCAUGCCAGGCCCUUCUGCCCAGUAGGGAAUCUUCAGUAUUUGGACAUCUUUUCAACAAGAAAGUGAUUCUAUCCCGCUAAGCUCGCUGAGGUCAGACCUGGUGAAUGUAGCUGAAGGAAAGGGAGAUGGUGCCUGCCUGUGUGAGUCCCUCCCAACUGGAGGAGGGCCCGUGUCCAGGAUGCGUUUAGAUUUCAGACGCUGCGUGAAAAGGAGAAUGUUAAGUGAUGGUGACAAGUGACGUGUCCAUCAAGUGGACGCAGCCGUAGAAGCUGGCAGAGGUACAUCCUUAAUGGUGCUUCCUUCUCCCUGUGAACACCUUAGGCGUGUCUUCUGUUGCUUCUCCCUCCCAUUCGGAGCCCUUUAAUGAGUUAGACAACACCUCCAGCUCUGUCAUCUUCGCACGCUGCCUCAGCCUACCCGUCUCCCAGUCUGUCCCAUCUGCCAUCGGCUAUGGGUGUGAUGCUGACCUAGUGCCUGUGUUCUGGACCGUUUCUGAGGUCCCCCAGCCCUCCAAGGAGACAGUGGCAUCUUCACUGUCGUCCACGCCUUCAGCAUCCACCCUCGCAGCUAAGGUACAACUCGCCCCUCUGCCACGCCACCCCCCUCCCUGGCACGGAGGCCUUGUGCCGCUCAUGGCUCGAGGAACUGCCUAGGUGACCUGGCCUCCUCCCCUGGGCCAGAUGUGUAGAUGAAGAAUGCACCGCAGACUGCGGCCUCAGCUCCUUGAGUCUGCUCACACUGGGGGCCCUCUUUUCUGGGGUAUUGUGACUAGAGUGGCAAGCCUGACUCCCUUGAGGUUUACGGGAAGGAUGCAGAUUUUCCUAAAACCAUUGUGCCCCUCCCAUCUUGCUGCGUUACCAUUUGCCUCUAAUUUGUAGCUGUUUCACCUUUUACUCAUGGCUCUCUAAGUUGAAGGCCUUGUUGGAGGGGACAGAGCACAGGAACAGCCUUGACAGUGUGUAAUUAUUGUACAGAUAUUUUAAUAGCCUAUAAAUAAGUAUAUUUCUUUUAUUUUGAGACAAAUGAUCAGACACUGCCUUUUGUGUGUUUGCUGCCUGUGGCACCCCCCUUUUUUUUAAAAAAAGACUGUUACAUAUUAAAAUGGUGUACAUAGAUAUAAAUAUAUAAAUAUGACCUCUUAUGCUGUACAGUUGUGAUAGAUGAGACGGAAGAUUUUAUUUUUUGUGUGCUUUUUAUAUAAAAAAUUAAUACACUAAAGAGAAUCUUGCUGAUGUGAUUGUAAUGUACCUAUGUAACUUAUUUACUUUUGAAUGUUCUUCUGUAUCUUUAAACCUUUCAUUAAACAAGGUUUUAAAAA
This is a messenger RNA of Ochotona curzoniae (black-lipped pika), 8128 nucleotides long. RefSeq names its product mitotic deacetylase associated SANT domain protein (gene MIDEAS). The transcript has 13 exons. The coding region runs from base 1757 to 5026 and encodes 1089 amino acids. Gene Ontology annotation, biological process: negative regulation of DNA-templated transcription; regulation of transcription by RNA polymerase II. The record is from RefSeq and is a predicted model, not a curated record. Gene Ontology annotation, cellular component: transcription regulator complex; histone deacetylase complex. Gene Ontology annotation, molecular function: transcription corepressor activity. NCBI's taxonomy places the organism in Eukaryota, Metazoa, Chordata, Mammalia, Lagomorpha, Ochotonidae.